GGUGAACGGGGCACGCGCUUUAACAUUUAAAGAUAUUAAAACAGUUAACAAGAAAGGUGAAGAAAUACGAAGAUGAACAGCUCCUCGCGGCCGCAGUAGGGACUUCAGAUCAAACCCACAGCGCGCGCGCGCAGGAUCUGUCACCCCGAAGCCCUGAAGGAGACGUCCAAAAACCCGGGACUUUCGCCGCGGACCCUCGCUGCCUCCGGCGCGCGCUCAUGGAGAGCGGAGCCCCACUUUUCUCAACCGGAGGCAGGUUGAUCAGAUGCCAUUCACCACAGCGGCGCCUGUAGAUGUUCCCCAUCCAGGAAUAAAACGCUCGACCGAUGGCUCCCAAACAUGCGCUGCGCUCCGAGAACCCCUGCGGUGGCCACGGGGUCGCAGGGUGGCGUGAGAAGCGUGAAGCAGACCAGCGCGCUUCUUCUCUGACUGCGUGGAUGCGGGAAGCGAGGAGCGGGAGCAGGACGCGGGCGCUGGAUGGGAUGCCGGCCCGGUGGUUUGUGACCAUCGGCGCGGUGCUGAUGCUGAUGAUGCAGAGCGCCUCAGCAGCUGAAGCUGAAGGAGGCCUUUAUGAGUCACUGCGGGGGGCUGACAUCCCUCAGGAGCCUGGAGCACCGUCCAGUCCCACCUCGAUUCCUGGGACUGAAGACAGAGAAGAAUCGGGUUCCGAUGCCUCACUUGGACCGUGGUCUGAGGUGUUUGCCAAGGCGGGGACAGCCGUAUGGACGAAAACAGAGGCAGUUCGCACGGGGGAAAAGGACAAAGCUUUUGCUGAGAUGGGGGUUGUGACAGGAACUGGCGCUUGGGCAGAAGCGGGCUGGAGGUCUGUGGAAACAAAAGAGAGUGACCGGCCCAGUAGAGACCCGGCUGAGUGGUCUGGACCGGAACAUCUGCAGUUAGGUGGAGAAAUCCAAAGAGAGCAAGCGGCUUUCUCCUCAGUCCUCACGGUUGUGUCAGAAACAGCAGAGCUGCAGGCGCCAGCUGCAGCAAAGCCUUUGGGGUUACUGUCUAAAGCUGCUUGGACCAAAAGCUUGUCUUCAGUGGCAUCUAAGGCCUCAUCACCAUCUCCAGCUAAAGCGCUCGCUUUGACCUCCUCCACUUCGCCCUCGUCCUCCUCUUCCCCAGCUUUUGUGAACGGGAGUCAGACGGAAGCAUCUGUCAAUGUUUCUGUGGUUGCUGAGAACAUCUCCGCCAGCAACAUCAGCUUAGAGGAGUCGCUGAGUAGCCUGCCGGCCUGGGAUCUUCCCACUGUCCCCGAAUCCCUCCUGUCCACAGUUGGAGACCAUGACGUUACACUUCCCGCCAAUGUUACCAGUCCUUUCUCCACCUACCAGUGGAAUACCACCAUGCCUGUGCGCACCAGAAACACCUCAAGGCUCACGACAACAGCAGCCACCACCACCACAGCAUUGCCGACCACCAGCACCCCAACCGUACUGAUUUCUACCACAACAGGAGCACCACCAGAGUCUACCCCUCCUGUUCUGAUCACUAUCCAGGACACUGUGACCAAUGACAGCUUUCAGCUGACAACUGUAACCACGACAACACCAUCAGCAACUACUUUUAAUGUCAGCAGUACCGAGAUGACGACGCCUGUGGCGACGACCGGGACUGUUGUGACAGUAUCGACUAACACCACACCUCCAUCUGCUCCAACCACACAGGAAAACCUCAUUGUCAUCACCACAACUACAGCUCAGCCUACGACCACCUCUACAACCACCACACCUGCCCCAACCACCACCGUGCCCCCAACCACCACCACCACUACUACCACCACCACUACUACCACUUCAGCUCCCACUACCACCACCACCAUCACUACCACCACUGCUGCACCUUCAACCACCACAACCGUUCCCAGCACCACGACAAAGACACCAAACACAACCAUCUUUAUUCCCGUUCAAACAGCACCGCCUCCAACCAUCCAAACCCCCUCUUCCACCAGCACAGAGGAAGUUCCUCUGCCCUGCAAUGUGACUGAGAAGUUCUGGGUCAGAACAGUUUUGUCUAUUGAGCUGCGCAGAAACCGCCUGGACCUGAUCUUGAAACAGAACCUCUCUAAAGGAUUGAGCCAUGCCUUGCAGAGAGCCCUGAACGAUUCCUCUGCGAUCGCACAGGUGGAGCAAGACGACUGCAGCCCUCACAACGUGACUCUGGGUUACUACGUGACCAGUGGAAAGACUGUCUUUGUUUCCUCUCUUGUUGUCCAAGCCAUGAAUGCUUACGGGUUUGACAAGCUUCUGUCCGACAUCAGGCAGCACACCCCGCUGGUCAAGGCGGUUCUGGUCCCCGUGGCAGCCUGGCUGCCUGUUCCAAGCAUCCACCUGCAGCUGAAAACAGUGCUGAGGUUUGUUGGUCCGACAGACAACAUCUACUCCUGCAGUUUUGUGCAGAUGUUGGAGCAGCGACUGGGGAACGCCUUCGAUGAAGCGCAGGACAAAGUGUUGGAGACUUACAACAGACUAAGUGUGGAGAUCCAGAGUGUGUCCCAGGAGCCGGGCUCACCCUCAGUCACUUUGGUGUACUUGGUGAAGAACGAGGACACCAUUCUCAACGGCACCAUCUCCAGUGGACUUCUCAACCAGCUGACGGCAGAGCUGGUGGGGUACUUUCUAUUCUACCCACCGCUGGUCAUCGCUGAGCCACUAGAAUACCACAAUCUGAACACCUCCACAGCAACCAGGAACUACUGGGUGAUAACAGUGAUCCAGGAUGUGGACAGCUCCUCCCUGGAGGCUAACUACCAGAGCUUUGCCAGUCUCAUGGAGCAGAGGCUGGCUGAGCUGUUCCUGGUGGCCGGCAGGCAGGGCUCUCGCGCCGCAAGAUCCCGCCGGGCCACCACUGUGGGCGGCUACACCGUACAGAUGGUGAGCAUGCGGCGGCUCCCGGGGCCCAAGAACCCAGCAGAGAUGACCUACUACACCCAGCUGAACGGGGAACCCAUCAGUGGAACCAAUGCUGCAAAGACCCUCAGCAGUCUGGACUCCCAGACGAUGGCGCUGACGCUGGGAUACUUUGUCCAAGUGCAGGCUGAACCUGUUGUGAAAACCCCUCCCAGCAAUCUGUGGAUCAUGGCUGUUCUGGUGCCCGUCUUCUUGUUAAUGGUGGUGAUUGUAAUGGUGGCCUUCAUCUUAUGUAAGAGGAACCGAGUCAUGUUUAAAACCGGCGCCUUCAGGACCUUUAAAACGCGUUCCAAGACUUCAUAUCGAAGGGAGGGCAGUUACCACCACCAGCCUGUCCAGGGCUUCGACUAUGCAAAGAAGCACCUGGGUCGGGUUGGAGACGAGGCCGUUUCUGUGACCAAGGAGACUCUGGUGUUGGGGCUGCCUGUGCGGGAUGCUCCUCUGACCCUGUCGCUGGAUAAGAAGGUCCACCUGGAUGGGACAGGAAGCAAGAGACCCCCAUCAGCUGAUAUACACAAAGGAGGACGGUUGUCGAGUGAAGAUGGCUCGGUUUCGAGUAACGGCUCCGGGAAGCUGAACAACAGCAAAAGCUCCUCAGUCAGGAGGACUACAACCAACAGCAGCAAAAGUGGCAAGGAGGAGCUGCACAAGAGGAGCACCAUUGAUCCAUAUGAAGAACACUCGGGCUCUCUUCGCCUCAUCACUAUUAAACCCAUGACGGCCCAGCCCACGUAUUCCUACGCCUCUCCCUCAUCACGCAGUCAGGAUUCUGUUGUUGUCAAUGGGGAGGCAAACCACAGUGGUCUGAAGCAGAAGUCGGACAUCGAACACUACAGGAACAAACUGCGGCAGAAGGCCAGGAGGAAGGGCUAUGGAGAGUUUUCUCUUUCUGAGAGCCUCAACCACGGUUACAGUCACCGGGAGAGCAGACACAAUCGACAUGACAGCGGAGUCAAAGAGCUGAAGUCGAUGACCGCUGAGGAGAAGAGGGCGUCCUUUGCAGGAUGUCACAAGAGGUACUCCCACCCUCGAGAACCCACCUACUGGAGCCGACAGUCCCUGAGCAGCCCGAGUCCGGUGGAAACAGAGAUGGAUCUGCUGGUGCUGCGUGAGAGAUCCCGGAGGGGCAUCAGAAACAACGGCUACGAUGGCGAACCCGAACCAUUUGAGGAGACCAAUGUGGACCGGCUGAUGAGCUCUCUGGGUUACGGAGGUGGAUCCACCGGAACCGGGAACAGCAGCAUCGGGGUGAAAGCUCACCGCGGCUCAGACUCCUCCACACUCAGCUCGCAGCCAUCCAUUAACGAGGUCCGCUCACAGAUGCACAUGUUGCUAGGCAACGCCUUCAGCCUGGCGCCUCCGGACCACGACCCCCCCUCGCCUCCAACGAAUCACCGGCAUCAUCUCCACCACGCCCACAGCGCCUACAACCCGUCUCACAGCAGCCAUUACAGCGACGGAGUGACGAGCGCCCCGGGCACCAUGAACCACCCCUGUGGAGGCCGGCAGAGGAGCUUAGGCUUUGAGGACAUGCACCAGUGUAGCCUGCCUAAACCGGGUUUCCGGUUCACCCAGCUUCCUGAUAUGGGCAUCGGUCCCCCCCCACCACUAAUCCCGUCCAGGCCCGGACCGCCACCUGGGACAACAUUGCAGUGCUCCACUCCUGACCUGAAGCCUCGUGUUUCUGAGGCCUCAGACCUGCAGGCCCAGCAGCACAACGGCGCCCCCUACCUGCCGCUCUCCCGGACGCCGUUUCCUGCCGUCACUGUCGACCAGUCUGUGAGCACCUACUCAGGAAACCCGAUAACAGCCGUCUACGCGAUAUCAGCCAAUCGUCCGGGAUACUCAGACUACUUCGUCAUGUCUCCACCCUCGUCCUACCGGAGCCCCUCCUGGAUGUCCUACCCUCCUGAGCCGGAGGACCUGCCGCGCCAGUGGAACGACGCACCUAGCUCACGUCACCUGGAGACCAUCUGCUGAAGUCACAGCCUGCCGCACCAAACACUCUGUAGCUUGGUCUGUCUGGUGCUCUUCCCUGCUGCCUCCAUCUUCUUCACCACAUCGACGCAGAUCCUCACAUCUCACCUUCCGCACCUCCUGUGCUCUGCUCCCUGACCCGUCAGAACUCCCGAAACCAUGAGACGCUCAGCCAUAGUUCUCGGUGUAAAGACCGCCACUGUACAGCCAGAGGCCCCUCACACAGCUGGACUGAGCCGCUCCUCCCUGCAGCCCGGACGGACAGGGUGAGUACAGCAGACUGCUCCAACGACAGAGAACUGCCGCCCAGCACACCACCACACAGUUAUGAGCACAGCGGUGCCCCAGCCAUGGCCAGCUAUCUGCCCCUUCUUUGGACUGGACCGGACCAUCCUGGACUUCCUCUGGUCCACCAGGAAGCCAGGAAAGCUGAACUGACUUCAAACUGUGCUUUUGUUUUAGUUUUUUGAUGAAUCCAGAUUCCUAUAUAAACCUUCUGCAGCUGGUAAAUGUGUGUAUUUUAAACUUAAUUACGGAACAAAAAGAAGAAAAAAAAUCGUCUUGAGCUGUCUUUGUUUUAGUUUUUGAAUAUUUAUGUGCUUCUGUUUUUUGGGUUAUUUUUAUUUCUGUGCAUUAUCAAUGGUUUACUGUAAAAAAGUGAGUGUUUUCAUUUUCACUCACAUCGAUUCAAGGCAAAAAAAAAUCUCUGAAGAGGAAAAAGUUGGUGGUCUAGUUGUUUAUGUGGUUCUGAUGGCAUUUUAACUCUUUGAAAAAGAACUUUUUUCUUAAUCAGAUCUGUAACUAAGCUGAGAAUUGGUCUCAUUCCUUGCUUGAUCAUCAGUUGAACUGAAAGUGAGCGAUCCGGAGGUCAGUAUUCCCAGAAAAGCUCUUGUUUUUUUACUUUUUUUGUUCAUUUUUUAGUCUUCACGAGGGACUCGCCAGGCUCAGGUGAGCCAAAAAACUCCAUGUAUCAUUGUACAUAGCAGAUGAUUUAACGAAGAGAUUUAUGCAAGGAUGGUGGGACGGGGGGCUUGAUUCCGAAGUCUUUUCCCUUCUUGGUGUUGAUGAUGAAGAACGCGCUGACUGUUUCUCUCCUGAAGGAAGUUUUAGAAAACCUGCUGCAACAAAGAGAGUUGGUGGAAGCUCUGCAUUCACAGCAUCCUAAUAUUUCAUGGAUGCUGAUAGCCAUAAAAGGGAAAAUACUGAAUUUUUUUUUAAGUAGAGAGAGGUAUAACAUAUAUAUAUAUAUGCCCCAAUUUCUCGGUUGGAAAUUUGGAAUUCUGUGAGCAAACUGUGUGACGAGAUUUAAUGCAGGAGAUAAUAGCCAUAUAUGUUAACGGCAAUGGGAAAUUACAGUAUUGUCAAAUGAAAUGGCACCAAAUGAGAGUUUAUAUCAAAUCCUGAGUAGAUUUAGUGUAAAUAAACAUACAGAAAUGUGAGAAAAACUUUAAUAAAGAGCAUAAACUCAAAAGAACUGCUCUGUGAACAGAAAAGUUUUAAAGAGAGCUCUUGCUUCCUGAAAUAUUGUGAAAAGACCCUAAAUAAUCCAAAUCAGUCUUCAAAAAUAAGAGUGAAUAAAGAGAGAAGUGUAGGAUUCUUAAAUAUGCUUUGAAUUCACUGGUGCAAAAGAAGUCUGACAUUCUAUUGUAGCUUUUUUUAAAACUCUUUUUUAAUCAUAAUUGCUGUGAAAGUGACACAUUACGAGGAUAAUGUCAUUUAAAAACCACUUUGAUGUCACUUUUGGUUUAAUUGGGAUCAAAAGCAGCUCUCAAGUUGAUAUUUUCAGGCUGUGUUUAAUUAUUGACCUCUGUAAUUUCAAAAUAACGGCUCCUUAAGCGAGGAUUGGAGUGAAGAUUUGACGCUCUCGUUGGAGAGUGUUUGUGCAGAAAGACGUGAGGCUGUGUUCUUUCAGUUUCCGAGCGUGGACGGAUGGAAAGAAUCAAAGGGGACACUGCUUUAUUUUGCGCGCUCACACAAUGCUGUUGGUGUUUUUGUCAUUGAUGUCAUUGCAGACGAUCCACAUCGGCGUCUUCUUAAAAUGUUUGAAAAGAAAAUAUGAUUUUUAUUUUUUUUAUUUUUUAUUUUUUUUUGUCUUUUAUGGACAAAAAUGUAUGAAAAUCUGAUGAUCGAAGUUGACAUUUAAUGCUUUACUCCAAGGGAGGGGAAGGGGGGGUCUUUCAGCCAUUAGAGUCACAACAGGACACUGUGACACUGCGGCUGCAGUGAUGAUGUCACACAAUCGCCGCCCGGGCGUGGAGGAGGUCACGGUGGCGCCGGUGAACGCUAAUGGAUGUAGUUAUGCAGAAAACUUUUUGGUGAAUUUGAACAAUAAAUACAAGUUUCAUUCUCA
This is a messenger RNA of Oryzias melastigma (Indian medaka), 7239 nucleotides long. RefSeq names its product KIAA1549-like a. The coding region runs from base 327 to 4892 and encodes 1521 amino acids. Lineage: Eukaryota; Metazoa; Chordata; Actinopteri; Beloniformes; Adrianichthyidae. The record is from RefSeq and is a predicted model, not a curated record. The transcript is spliced from 25 exons.